AGCUUCCUCAAAUCAUAUCAUCAUAACCAUACCUUGUGCUUUUAUUUAAUUAUGCCUGAUGGAAAACUCGAGUAAGAGGAAGUUGGAAGGGGAAUGCCGCCUCUGUGACAUAGAACUUAAAGUACAACUGAGCAAUUUGACAGCAUUUCAAGCUACCCAAACGAGAACAUCUCAGAAGUGGGUCCUCCUACUUUAAUUUUCAACACAAGAGAAAAAGAGAAAUUGUUCUUCAGCGGCGUCAGAAUAAAUCCACAAUCUUUUAUAUUCGGGAUUUUAAAGACCUGGGUACAUCAUCAGCCUCUCCUCAGUGUGUUUUGCAAUUGAGUCCUCUGUGUGAGGCAACUGAAUUUCUUCUGCACAAGCCUGGGACUCGCUUGGAAGGUGCCCAGUUCUCGCUUGGUGCAAAAUUGUUUGCUUUCAUUUUUUCAUUGUAAGGAACAGAAGCCAUGGGUCAAACAAAGUGGAGAACACUACCCUCCAGGCGCUCGUACCUCAAGCUCUUUCAGUCUUUGGUGCUGGCUGGUCUUUUUUACUUCUCUUCAGGCAUCAUCCAGGUGACCAAGCCGGUGAAUGACAGGGCAGUAUUAUCCUGUGAUUACAACAUUUCCACUGAUGAACUGACAAAAGUUCGAAUCUACUGGCAAAAAAAUAAUAGUGAUAUGGUGCUGAGUGUCGUUUCCGGAAAAAUGAAAGUGUGGCCCAAGUAUAGGAACCGCACCGUAGCCAACAUCAUCAGUAACCCUUUCAUUGUGAUCCUGGGUCUGCGCCCAUCCGACAAGGGCAUAUAUAGCUGCAUCAUUCAGAAGCCUGAAAAGGGAGCUUACAAGUUGGGACACUUGACUAAGGUGAUGUUAUUGGUCACAGCUGACUUUCCUGUCCCAAGUAUAACUGAGCUUGGAAACCCAGCUACAAACAUCAAAAGAAUAAUUUGUUCAACCUCUGGAGGUUUUCCAAAGCCUCACCUCUCCUGGUUGGAAAAGGGAAAAGAAUUAAAUGCCAUCAACACAACAGUUUCCCAAGACCCUCAAACUGAGCUCUACACUAUUAGCAGUGAACUGGACUUCAAUGUGACAAACAACCACACCUUCAUAUGUCUUGUCAAGUAUGGAAACUUAACAGUAUCACAGAUCUUCAACUGGCAAAAAUCUGAGCCAACAACCUCUCCUUUUAAUCAUUCCUGGCUCCAGAUCUUAAUCCUAGUGGUUGGGAUUUCUGUGAUCAUUGUUAUUGCAGUAUUUUGUUAUUGCUGCCUGUGCAACAGACCUGCUGCAAGAUGGAGAGAGAGAAGGAAGAGUGGGGAGAGUAUGGAAAUGAAAACAAUCUUCCCUAUCGUCUCAGGAUCUGCAGAAGCAUCAGGCUGAACAGAACAUCUGAAGGAAACGGAUCAUUGGGCAGAAGAAUCUUCAGUGGAUGGGAUGUCAUGGAAGCCAAGAAAAGAUAGAGUUUCAAGACGGUGGAAUUAGCCCUGGCUGGGUCGCUCAGUUGGUUGUGUUGUAGGCAGUUAGACACGAGCAGAGCAAGGAUGAUAGACCAGGUACAGAAGGUCGCCAGGGUGGAAAGUCCCAGGGGACUUAGCCCCCAGGGUGACUUUUCCUCCCCUAGCAUAUCAAUGGUCCUGCAGUUUGGACCCCCCUAACCUUUCCUCCCUCGAGAUAAGAUCUAGGCCUCGGUUGUAUUUCAGUUCCAGGCCCAGAAAAGCAACAAAACCAGAC
This is a messenger RNA of Myotis brandtii (Brandt's bat), 1712 nucleotides long. RefSeq names its product CD80 molecule (gene CD80). The record is from RefSeq and is a predicted model, not a curated record. Bases 447 to 1361 code for a protein of 304 amino acids. NCBI's taxonomy places the organism in Eukaryota, Metazoa, Chordata, Mammalia, Chiroptera, Vespertilionidae. Gene Ontology annotation, cellular component: external side of plasma membrane. Gene Ontology annotation, biological process: positive regulation of T cell proliferation; cell surface receptor signaling pathway; cellular response to lipopolysaccharide. Gene Ontology annotation, molecular function: coreceptor activity. The transcript is spliced from 7 exons.